Molecule: messenger RNA, 2103 nt
Organism: Neocloeon triangulifer
Lineage: Eukaryota; Metazoa; Arthropoda; Insecta; Ephemeroptera; Baetidae
Gene: Ets98B
Product: DNA-binding protein D-ETS-4
Exons: 6
Coding region: 168-1598 (476 amino acids)
Biological process (GO): regulation of transcription by RNA polymerase II; cell differentiation
Cellular component (GO): nucleus
Molecular function (GO): DNA-binding transcription factor activity, RNA polymerase II-specific; sequence-specific DNA binding
Source: RefSeq, a predicted model, not a curated record
CGCUCCUCGCCUGGCUCGCCUCAGUCCUCAGUCAGUUUAUUGCUGGAGACGAGGUGCGGCGCACCAACUACGUGCAGGACCCUCCGAAGCUCAGGUCGCGCCCCUAUCCGACCCUGACGUCGACUUCCACCCUGAUCCGCCACCAAAACGAAACCACCCUCAGCACCAUGCCGCAGGUAGUUCCCUCUAUGGGCUACUACAGUCCGCUGCCCAACUACAUGAGCUCGUUCGCCGCUGAGAGUUUCGACCUUUCACUUCUGCCUGACGACAGUGCGGUGCCCGGCUCGCCCAACGAGCUCGACCUGAUGCUGUACCUGGCCGACAGCGGCGCUGUGUCGCCGCCGUACUCAGGAGGCCCCCUCUUCGAGCCUGCUUUCAAAGGUGGCUUCAAGGAGGAGCCCCUGUCCCCCCACAGCAGCGGCUACAGCUACGCCGACAGCAUUUGCAGCUCGCCCGGCAACUCGAGCGCCCAGCGCUGUCCCUCGCCCUACAGCCCUGCAGCAGAGGUCUGCACCACCCCCAAGGUGGAGGACACGUGCGCCAACCUGAGGGGCCUCCUGCAGGACCCGCCGCAGCGCACCCAGGACGAACUCACCGCCCUGCUGCAGGCGCCGCUCAAGAGGAGCGCCCACGACAUCUUCCAUCAGGAAGGCGCUGCCAGGAAGAGGAUCAAAGAAGAAGUGCCUUCCUUUGACGACUUCUACCCCAUCAAAGAGGAGAUGUGCCCUUCAGAGUACAAAGACAAGAAGAGCAUUCUGGACAGCCUGCUUGAAGGCACCAGCAAGUUCAAAAACAACGCCGCCUCCACCUCUGGCGCGGACCAGCAGCAAUUUGUUGGUUCGCCGCAGCCAGACUUGGGCUGUGAAGUGGAACAGAUUGCACCUGUGCUCUCCAUGGCAUUCGAGCAGCUCAGAAAUGACGUUGACAACACCUGCAGUGUCCUGGGCAUCUCAACAGAGCCCAGCAAGUGGACGGUGGAAGACGUUAAAGCGUGGCUGUUGUGGACUCUGAGACAGUACGCUCUGCCUAUGAUUUCCAUGGAGUAUUUCAAUAUGGACGGUUCCACCUUCGUGAACCUGACGGAAGAGGACUUCCAACAACUUGCUCCGCCGUGCGGCUCCACUCUCUUUGCUCAGUUAGAGAUUUGGAAAGCUGCCAGCGCUGAAAGAACCCUGAGCCCACAGAACCAGUGGACCACAUCCUCACAACCUUCAAGUGUUGAAGAGAGCGGAGAUUUAUCCGACGGUGAAAUCUCGACGAGUAGCCCUGCGCCCAUAAGCAGCAGUGGAAGCGGAACGGGCACCUCAAGUCGCAAUGGAGGUUCACACAUCCAUCUGUGGCAGUUCCUGAAGGAACUGCUCAGCCAGCCACAGAUGCACAGCUCCUGUAUUCGUUGGCUCGACCGGCCCCAGGGCGUCUUCAAGAUCGAAGACUCAGUCAGGGUGGCCCGCCUGUGGGGCCGUCGCAAGAACAGACCCGCCAUGAACUACGACAAACUGUCCCGGUCGAUCAGACAGUACUACAAGAAGGGAAUCAUGAAGAAGACGGAAAGGUCGCAGAGACUGGUGUACCAGUUCUGUCAUCCCUACUGCUUGUAGAGAGGAAAGAAAAAUAACCACGGUUCUAGGGUAGUCUGUAAAUUAGCAGGGGCCGAUUGAUCGGAAUAAUCUCUCUCUCUCAUAAGUUAUUAUCAAUCAUUAAUUUAAACAUAAUUUAUGUAUUUAAACACUAAUGAUAAAAAGGAAGGUAAUUUCCUUGUAAGGGUCACCCCAAAAAUUUUGAAACUCUGGUCGAGUUGCAUGUGCAAUUUGCUUGAGCAAUGCUCCCUCAAAGGUGAUGCUUCUCGAGCAAUUGUAGCACUCGUUCAGGGAUUUUGUUCCCAUAUAUCUAUGAUAUAUAAUGCUGCGUACGUUCUAUGAACACUUGUAAAAUUUGCCGGUCUUAUGUGAGACGGCAAGAAAGUAAUUUUAAGAUAAAUGUAGUGCGAUUCAAUCUAGACCAAUAAGGUAAUUUAUUGCUGUCUAGCAUUGUAGCCAUUGGGUACGGACUUUCGUAUGGUGUAAUCUUACUUUGCAAUAAAGAAAAACUAACAUUAAAAUUAAA